AUGACUUUCGAUCCUAAAACAUAUCAUGACACUCAUUGGACACUCUCAAACCACAUUUCCUCGCUAAACGUUCUGGACGGAACCAUUUGGCAGCAUGGCGAAUCUGGACUGGAGCUCAUCGACGAAAACAAUGAGCUUCCUGUCAAACUUGUCACAGUUGGGCGAGUUUCCGCCUAUCGCCUGAAAUGUGGACCUGCGGGAAACCACAUUGCAAACGGGAUGAGCCCUCUUGAAAAAGCCAAAUACCAGUUCCAUAUUUCGAGACCAGCGCAUCACGACCUUGCAGAAGACUACCAAGCCGGUAUCUCCACCCUGGAGGCGUUGCAGUCACAAGUCGCGACCACGAAACACCGUGGAAGUAUGAUCGUGGAGGACGUGACAGGGAAGAUGAUACGGUUUAUCAAAAAUGUAUUCACCUUGAGGGAAAACGCCAUACCUGACUCCCCUCAUGGACAGGCAGUCGAAGGAGCGCCUCAGAUGGACCAGGAAACAGCAAACUGGCCCAUCCCGGACGAAUUCGCAUUACCCUUCGAUAGCAUCAAAUACAUCUACAAACCCACACCCCUUCCUGUCUUCUACGAAGGAGACCUCAUUGAUCCCAUCCACACCAAUACAGCUCUGAACGGAUCUAUAUCGGAGAUCGAGUUCACUGUACGUCAUUGGAAAAUUGAAGACCAUGAUACUUUUCAAGCCUCAGUGGAAAAGAUCACCAUUCUGAGGCUUGGCGCGGUCCACCACAAGACUAACUAUAAACGCCCGCACGUUAACAACGACAAAGACCAACCAGAAAAGAAGAAAAUUCACCGAGAUGCUGAUGCAAGCAGUUCGAAAGCCUAG
This is a messenger RNA of Suillus plorans, 837 nucleotides long. RefSeq lists its product as uncharacterized. The coding region runs from base 1 to 837 and encodes 278 amino acids. Lineage: Eukaryota; Fungi; Basidiomycota; Agaricomycetes; Boletales; Suillaceae. The transcript is spliced from 2 exons. The record is from RefSeq and is a predicted model, not a curated record.